AUGAUCGUGGGAGCGGCAGGGAUCGUCUAUGCGAAUAUCAUCUAUCAGGAGUACAUCAUCAAGUCUUUCCACAAAUAUCCCGAAGAGGUUGCUAGAAAGCUACGGAGGGCGCUCUACUACACAAACUACGACUUGAAUCCACAAGAGGCGCUCAAGUACUACAAGCAGGCACUGCAGGUUGCUUCUGAGAUUGGCAUGGAUCCAGUUGGCGAUGAGAUCAUGGGAGUCAAGAUUCAGGUAGCCAAGUUGAUGGAAGACAUUCAGCAGUAUCCCAACGCUAUACAGAUCCUCGAGGCUGUUCGUGGUUCCAACCUGUUGUGGCUGGAGAAGUUUGGCAAUCUUCCUGAGAACAAGGAAAGAAGGACAAAGGUUCUGGGGAAGACUGUAGGCGUGUCUGUCAAACUGGGAGAGUUGUACGGCACGCCAGAAGUCUGGGACCGGGAAAUGGCCCAAGAGAGGCUGAUCUGGGCCGUUGAAACCGUUCUGAAGGAGAAGCAACGAAGAGAGAGUGCAAAGGUCAAGGAGGAGGAGGAGGGGCCUUGGAUGAACGACGAGGAGAUCGGUGCCACCCUCGAGUCGCUCGCACAUAGCUACGAGGCCAAGGACCAGCACUACCUCGCAACGCCGCUCUUCUUGCAGGCUCUUACCCUCCAUCCGACCAAAGACUGCCAUUCAGUUGUGUUGAUGAACAACCUCGCCUCCAGUCUGGCUCAACAGUCUCCUCGCAUGGCACGCGAAGCUCAAGCUUAUGCAACAUCCCAGAACGUCAACACAAGACCUAGCGGACCAGCAGCGACAAAGGAGACCAUGCUAGAGAACGCGAGAACGUGGGCACAGAAAGCACUUGAGGUGGCAGGAACCAUCAAACCCCCACUUAGGACAGAGGAAUGUGAUGUUGGCUGCGCCGUGGCCCUUCACAACCUCGGCGAGUUCGCAGAAAUGGCCAAGGAUACAGACCUCGCGAAACGCCAGUACAAGGAGGCCGUCUCUCUCGCGCGGGCGAUUGGCUUUGAAGAAGGGGUUGCGCAAAGCUCUGAAAGGCUGAGAGCACUUUCGAGCACUGGUUGA
Messenger RNA from Zasmidium cellare ATCC 36951, 1068 nucleotides. RefSeq lists its product as uncharacterized. Gene Ontology annotation, biological process: protein quality control for misfolded or incompletely synthesized proteins. Bases 1 to 1068 code for a protein of 355 amino acids. The record is from RefSeq and is a predicted model, not a curated record. Gene Ontology annotation, cellular component: i-AAA complex. Gene Ontology annotation, molecular function: misfolded protein binding. Lineage: Eukaryota; Fungi; Ascomycota; Dothideomycetes; Mycosphaerellales; Mycosphaerellaceae. The transcript has a single exon.